CGGGGCGGCGGCGGCGGCGGAGGCGGCGGCGGGGACGCGGCUGGCGCUGGCACCAUGAACCCGCUGUAACGCGCAGGCUGCGCGGCGCGGGGGGCGGGGGGAGGCGGAGGACGGCGCUGCGAAGUUCUCCGCCAUGAACCUGAGGGGCCUCUUCCAGGACUUCAACCCGAGUAAAUUCCUCAUCUAUGCCUGUCUGCUGCUGUUCUCUGUGUUGCUGGCCCUUCGUCUAGAUGGCAUCAUUCAGUGGAGCUACUGGGCCGUCUUUGCUCCCAUAUGGCUGUGGAAGCUAAUGGUCAUUGUUGGAGCCUCGGUUGGAACCGGAGUCUGGGCACGAAAUCCCCAAUAUCGAGCAGAAGGAGAAACCUGUGUGGAGUUCAAGGCCAUGCUGAUCGCCGUGGGCAUCCACCUGCUCCUGUUGAUGUUCGAAGUGCUGGUCUGUGACCGGAUCGAGAGAGGCAGCCACUUCUGGCUCCUGGUCUUCAUGCCGCUCUUCUUCGUCUCCCCGGUGUCCGUGGCAGCUUGCGUUUGGGGCUUUCGGCACGACAGGUCACUGGAGUUAGAAAUCCUGUGUUCUGUCAACAUUCUCCAGUUUAUAUUCAUUGCCUUAAGACUGGACAAGAUCAUCCACUGGCCCUGGCUUGUGGUGUGCGUCCCCCUGUGGAUUCUCAUGUCCUUCCUGUGCCUGGUGGUCCUCUACUACAUCGUGUGGUCCGUCCUCUUCCUGCGCUCCAUGGACGUGCUCGCGGAACAGCGGCGGACGCACAUCACGAUGGCGCUGAGCUGGAUGACCAUCGUCGUGCCCCUCCUUACUUUCGAGAUCCUGCUGGUGCACAAGCUGGACGGCCACAAUGCGUUCUCUUGUAUCCCGAUCUUCGUCCCCCUGUGGCUUUCCUUGAUCACCCUGAUGGCAACCACGUUCGGCCAGAAAGGCGGAAACCACUGGUGGUUUGGUAUCCGCAAGGAUUUCUGUCAGUUUCUGCUUGAAGUCUUCCCGUUUUUGAGAGAGUACGGAAACAUUUCCUAUGACCUCCACCACGAAGAGAACGAGGAAACCGAAGAAACGCCAGUUCCAGAACCUCCGAAGAUCGCUCCUAUGUUUCGAAAGAAGGCCAGGGUAGUUAUCACCCAGAGCCCUGGAAAGUAUGUCCUGCCACCUCCCAAGCUAAAUAUCGAGAUGCCAGAUUAGACGCCACUUUCCGGGACCGAUGGUGAGCGGCCCUGGCCCGGCGCUCCCUCCUGCCUUCCCUCUGCCUGUCCGCUCACCCCGCCCGGAACUGGGGCUGGAGCUGGGUCUCCGGCCACGUCCAUCUCAUGCCUUGUUUGCACUCAAUGCCUACCGUGACUCACCGCAACGGGGCACACAGGUGGCAGGUGACUGGAACACGCAGUGUGGCGUGGGGCGUGUGGCAGCGGGUGUGGGUCUGCGGCGGGGGGCGCGGGUGGGAGGGGGAAGGCGAUUCCCCCGGGCAGGCGCCCGAGGAGCUGGCACGGAUCCACCUGGGAUGGCCAAUUAGGCCAGAGAAGCAGGGUCUACGCGGCUGGUAUUAUUCAAAAGUGUUACUUCAAGGUGUAUUUUUAGACCAGGCCGGCCUGGCCGCGCGGAUGCUCCCGUUGUGGCAUGGUCGGUGGGAGCCGUAGCCACGCCUCUGGCCGACGAGCGUGUGCGCUCCGCCAGGCUGCUCGUGCUCCUGCUGUGGACAUAGGUUCUCUCGGGCGUGCCGACCGCAGUUUUCAAUGGCCCCAUUGGCGAGCCCUUUCUAAUGGAGUGACUCCGUGCCUGUAUAGUAUUUAUACAAAUAUUUUAGCAUUGUAAUAUACCGUGUUAAAUCCUAGUUCUGUACAGUAUAUUCUGUUAAAGUAUUUUUUUACAAGCUUGUACUGGAGACUUACACGUUCUGUUGCAGAAGUAGACGCCAGUGGCACAUCUGCCCUGCCCAUUGGGGUGCCACCCCUUCGGGGGACAUUGCCAUGACCCCUGAAAUUUCUCCAUCUACCUAGUAGCUGCUACUGCCAGAACAGCCACGAUAAGCAAGACAUGGUUUAUGCUUUUUCUAGCAUUCUGGGAAUAUUGGCUUUGCAGCAAACUGCAAAGCACGACUGGAGACUGAACACCAGGACUAGAAACAGCUAGCAGCGUGUGUGUUGAGCUCCGUGGCUUUUUCUCUGCCCCCAGCGAGAAGGCUUCUGGCUGGGCACACGCUUUUAGCUCGGAGUGCCGUUGCUCCAAGAGCCGGGGCUGCAGCCUUGGAGCAGAGGAAGAAAGCAGAUGCCCUAGGGUAAGAGCCUUCUGCCUGGGAACGAGGAGGCCGGCCUGUAAAGAGGGUGCGAGGAGCAUCGACGUUCGCACCCCGGAGUGGAGCCAACGGAGAAGCGGGCAGCUGCUACAGUGUCCCCGUGGGGCGGCACUGGCAGCCAAUGUGUACAGCCCCGCAGCCUGGCACCGGCCUGCGGCCGCCUGUCGACCUAAAAGGGAUGAUGCAGUGGUGUAGCCUUUCCUGCUUGGUGUGUAACAAAUGUAGCUCCAUCCACCGUUUUUGCUCCCUACAGCAGCUCAAUAAACUGGUUCCUCAUUUUCCAA
Messenger RNA from Phacochoerus africanus (Common warthog), 2578 nucleotides. It is a transcript of the gene TMEM185A, whose product is annotated as transmembrane protein 185A. Gene Ontology annotation, cellular component: dendrite. The coding region runs from base 134 to 1186 and encodes 350 amino acids. The transcript has 7 exons. Lineage: Eukaryota; Metazoa; Chordata; Mammalia; Artiodactyla; Suidae. The record is from RefSeq and is a predicted model, not a curated record.